Messenger RNA from Pyrus x bretschneideri (Chinese white pear), 1062 nucleotides. RefSeq names its product ER membrane protein complex subunit 3-like. Lineage: Eukaryota; Viridiplantae; Streptophyta; Magnoliopsida; Rosales; Rosaceae. Gene Ontology annotation, biological process: protein folding in endoplasmic reticulum. The record is from RefSeq and is a predicted model, not a curated record. The transcript is spliced from 8 exons. Bases 16 to 756 code for a protein of 246 amino acids. Gene Ontology annotation, cellular component: membrane; EMC complex.
CGCGAAGCUCCAACAAUGGCGGCAGAUCUGGUGCUUGACACAGCCAUCAGAGACUGGGUUCUCAUCCCUCUCUCGGUGGUCAUGGUUCUCAUCGGCGUCCUCCGAUACUUCGUCUCCAAGCUCAUGCGAUCCAACCAAGUCCCCGAUGCCAAAAUUGUCAAAGAAGGGCAAUUGAUUAUCAGGGCUCGGAACUUACGUGCUGCUGCUAAUUUCAUACCUCCAAAGUCGUUUCGUGCUCGCCGAUUGUAUUACAACAACGAGGAAAAUGGGUUGUUAAUUGUUCCUAAGGGUCAGGCACAGAAUCCACAAGCGCAAAUGUUCUCUGAUCCCAACAUGGCCAUGGAUAUGAUGAAGAAAAAUCUGUCCAUGAUAAUACCCCAGACUCUUACUUUUGCAUGGGUCAACUUUUUCUUCUCUGGAUUUGUAGCAGCCAAAAUUCCCUUUCCUCUUACUCAAAGGUUCAGGUCUAUGCUUCAGAAUGGGAUUGACUUGAGCACUGUUGAUGUUAGCUACGUCAGUAGCCGCUCAUGGUACUUUCUUAAUCUGUUUGGAUUAAGGGGUUUGUUUAGUCUCAUUCUGGGAGAAGAAAAUGCCAUGGACGAUACUCAGAAAAUGAUGCAAAUGAGUGGCUUUGGAUUUGAUCCAUCAAAGAGCUUGGGAGCUGAGAAGGACAGUCUUGAUAUAGUCCAGCAUGACUGGGCCUUACCAAAAUUUGAGCAUCGCGCCGAAGCAGUAUUGAGAGAACUUGCCAGAUGAAAGCUGAAAUCGUGAAGUUGGCUGCCCGACAGAAGCAUCGUUUCUGUUCACAUGCUCCCCUCCUGGGUUUCUUCCACCCAGGCAGCAAAGUCAGUCAGACUUUAGAGAGACCCAAGAAAAACAUAAGAACUUACAAAAAACGUAGUCGUCGUAGUCUUUAGCAGCUUAAAUUUAAGUUCUGAUCAUUAAACAAGGCACUGUUUUUUUAGCAGAUCGAACCCACUGCUGGUUGUAACUCGUAAUUCCUUUUCUUUUUGGUCUGAAACUAACUGUUGAAAUGAUUUAUUUUCAAAGUUCCCUGAAAAA